Molecule: messenger RNA, 1112 nt
Organism: Pleuronectes platessa (European plaice)
Lineage: Eukaryota; Metazoa; Chordata; Actinopteri; Pleuronectiformes; Pleuronectidae
Gene: b9d1
Product: B9 protein domain 1
Exons: 7
Coding region: 119-748 (209 amino acids)
Biological process (GO): cilium assembly
Cellular component (GO): MKS complex
Source: RefSeq, a predicted model, not a curated record
UGGGAAGCAAGCGUCGCCCUGGUAACGGUCGGUUCCUCACCGGGUUAGCAUCGAGGUUCUGAUCAACUGACCCCAAACAACGCGUCAGUUACCGGGUUAAUCACCGACCCCCGCUGUGAUGGCCACGAGCGACCCGUCUGUGUUCCUUCUCACCGUGAACGGACAGAUCGAGGGAGCCGACUUUCCAGAGUACGACAACCUCUACUGCAAAUACUGCUUCGUGUACGGACACGACUGGGCCCAGAUCUCAGGGCUGGAGGAAGGCAUCACUCAGAUCACCUGUAAAGGCAGCCAGUCGUCACAUAAACUCAUAUGGAACUUCCCACUGGAGACAACUUUUAAGAGCACAAACCCAUCAGGAUGGCCUCAGCUGGUGGUGAGUGUGUACGGUCCAGAUGUGUUUGGCAACGACGUGGUCCGGGGCUACGGAGCCACACACAUCCCCUUCACCUCUGGACAACACACAAAGACCGUCCCCAUGUUUGUUCCCGAGCCCACAUGGAGACUUCAGAAAUUCACCAGCUGGCUGUUGGGACGGCGGCCCGAGUACACAGACCCAAAAGUCGUGGCUCAGGGUGAAGGCAGAGAAGUGACGCGGGUUCGUUCCCAAGGCUUCGUCAGCGUCUCCUUCCACAUCCUGACUAAGGACAUGAAGAAACUGGGUUAUGACACGGGGCCGUCGAAUCCCGUGAACAAAGGGUCUGAUGCGUCCGCCUGGUCGACAGAAGAGCAAACCUACAGGAUGUAGGAACACGAGACUUUGAGAACUUGUGGCGGUUCUUUUUGGGCCCUCGAGGAUGCUUGGUCCCCCACGAACACGAAACCCCCCCCCCCCAUCCACUGUCUCAGUUUGUAAAGUGCAGUGCCACAAGAACACAAUAUGUAAAUAUAAUAAGCACGAACACCAAUGUUGUAAAGUAAAAUGUUUAGAAAUGAAGAGUGCAACGAUUUUAUUAAUUUAGGAAUUUAGAGUUUUUCCUAAAUAUUUGUUUAACUGUUUUUUACUUUUUUAAAUAAAUGUGGAUUCAACAGUUCACUUGUUUUCAGUCAUUCUCAACCUCAGGAUCCGUGAAGAAUUCAGCUUCCUGAUCACGUUUAGACAUUUGUUUAAA